CCCCAGCCCCGUCUGUGGGGCCUUGGGAGGGGACAUGGCCAGGACAGCUGACCCCAGGGAUAUCCCAAGCCACAUCACCUUGGCUCAGAUAUAAAAGCUCAGAAAAGGAGGAGGAAGGGGGGAAAUUUGUUAUUUACAAUGUUUUCCUUCUGAAGAAAUGGCUCCAAGAGCUGGAGUCCUGCUUUCUGGGAAGUGGCCGGACUUCACCUGCUCAUGGGAAGCAGAGAAUAAAAUCUCACCUUUUUCCCAUUGCUUAUGGAACCUUUUGUUUUUCCUUGUGUUUUUGUUGAAUUAUCUCAACCCUCUGCACCUGGGUGGGGGCUGAGAGGAUUUAUCAGGGGGUUCCUGCCUGUCCCUAGGGUUGGAGAGGAUGGUGGCUUCUUCAGCUCCUCUGGGGGGACAGGGAAAUUGCCUGGGAGCAGGGAGAGUGUCUGGAUUAAAGCCCAGCCAUCCCAGCUCUAAAAAGCUGGAGGAAGCCCCUGUCUCCUGUCCAGGAGCACAGGGAGGGACUGAGAGCAGCACCCAGAGCCCAGACCCACGGCAGGGCGCAGGCAACGCUUUGGGUCGGGGUGCCGGGAGUGACGCUGUGGGGAAAGGGACAGGGAUGGGGACAGGGACAGGGAUGGGGACAGGGACAGGGACAGGGACAGGGAGCUCCAGGGGGAGGACAGUGGCCCCUGGGACCAGGCUGGGGUCAGGGCAGUGCUGGGACACGGCCAGGAGCUCCUGGCUGGAGAUGGUCCCUCUCUGCAGGCCGUCCCCUGUCCCCAUUGCCACCUCCUCAGCCCCUCACAGAGGAACAGGCCACAUCCCCCCAGCGUCCCUGCGGUGCCCAGGGGGUCCCUGGGCAGUCUGGCCACCAUGGAGCUCCUGUCACCGCUGCUGGUGCUGCUGGCUGGGACCGUGGCCAGCAGCAUCCACCUGCACUGGUGGGAGCGUGGCGGCACCACCAAGGAGAUUGCACUGGACAUGGCUCCCAACUCCUUCGACGACCGCUACCUGCGCUGCCACUUCAAAAUGCUGCGGGCGCUGCCGGCGCUCAACCGCACGGAGUUCGUUCCCUACGGCGACUACGCCGAGGCCUGGGCCAGGGCCAUGGCCACAUGGGCCAGCCGGGCCCACACGGAGUCCCCGCUGCAGCUGGAGCUGGCCAUCGCCCUCCUGGCCUACACCAUGGAGGAGGGCCUGUACCUGGAGUUCAACAGGGCCGUGCGCACGGCCGGCCGCUCCCGCCGGGAGUACCUGGACACCUUCCCCUUCAAGGUGCUGCAUUACCUGCUGACCGAGGCCCUGAGCGAGCUGCGGGGUGCCCAGAGCCACCCCCGCUGCCUGCACGUGUACCGGGGCGUCGACGGCAUCCGCUUCACCGCCGGGCUCGGCCGCAUCGUCCGCUUCGGCCAGUUCGCCUCCACCUCCCUCCUGCAGAACGUCAGCGAGUCCUACGGCAUCACGACCACCUUCGAGGUGGACACCUGCCACGGCGCCGACAUCCGCGACUUCUCCAACUACCCCGAGGAGCAGGAGGUCCUCAUCCCACCCUUUGAGACCUUCAAGGUCACCAACAUCACCCACCAAGGGGACGACAUCUACAUCCAGCUCCGCUCCCACGGCGUGCACAGCAAAUACAACUGUGCCCUGUUCCAAGGCAGAAGCGUCCCCAGAGACCCCCCAGGCCUCACUGGGCUCCUCCUGGCAGCACUGGCAGUUGUCACUGGCACCCCCUGAGCCACAAGACCUGGUGCCUGGUGAAGACAAGGCGUCAGGGAUGGAAGCACCGGUGUCACCAGGAUGGCAGCACUGGUCCCCGCAGGCUGGACACUGGACAAGCCCUGUGGCCACCCUCCCUGAGCCAUGGCUGGGGUG
Messenger RNA from Poecile atricapillus (Black-capped chickadee), 1863 nucleotides. Its product is annotated as erythroblast NAD(P)(+)--arginine ADP-ribosyltransferase-like. The transcript has 2 exons. The coding region runs from base 862 to 1725 and encodes 287 amino acids. The record is from RefSeq and is a predicted model, not a curated record. Gene Ontology annotation, molecular function: NAD+ poly-ADP-ribosyltransferase activity; NAD+-protein-arginine ADP-ribosyltransferase activity. NCBI's taxonomy places the organism in Eukaryota, Metazoa, Chordata, Aves, Passeriformes, Paridae.